Cotesia congregata is the source of this 993-nucleotide messenger RNA. The record is from the annotation of a GenBank genome assembly. NCBI's taxonomy places the organism in Eukaryota, Metazoa, Arthropoda, Insecta, Hymenoptera, Braconidae.
UUAAAGAUGUAUAAUUUGCUUCGGGGGUUGAGCACAUAUCUAAAAUGGCAGGACAUAAAGACCGACUCAAUGGUGUUUCGGAUGCACAACAUCUUCACCACGGUGUUGCUCCUCAUGUGCUCGAUGAUUAUAACCGCAACCCAGUACGUCGGUAAUCCGAUAUCCUGUAUUGUCGGUAAGGAUCUGCCGAACAAUGUUGUUAAUACUUUCUGCUGGAUUACUUCUACGUUUACCAUGCCUGAUGCGUUUAAUCGUCAGGCGAUGUUUUGUUACCUUCCGCACUGGCUGUGGGGUCUUUGGGAAGGUGGACUCGCGAGCAAUCUAGUUAUGGGUCUCAAUCAUGGACUAGAUACUAAGGAAACGAUAUGCAAAAAGAAAAACACGUUGAUGGACUAUUUGGUGACUCACAUCAAGAGCCACAACAUGUACGUGUACCGUUACUUCAUCUGCGAAGUAUUGUGUGUAAUAAACAUCUUUGUCCAAUUAUAUCUAAUGAAUCGUUUCUUUGACGGAGAAUUUAUGAGCUAUGGUCUGCGAGUGCUGCAAUUCUCGGACACACCGCAAGAAGAACGAGUUGACCCGAUGGUCUACGUAUUCCCGCGAGUAACCAAGUGCAUUUUCCACAAGUACGGAGCCUCUGGAACGAUCCAGACCCACGAUUCGCUCUGCAUCCUGCCGUUGAAUAUCGUCAACGAGAAAACUUACAUCUUCAUCUGGUUCUGGUACAUAAUCCUCUCGAUCUUCUUGGUCGGGCUGAUGAUUUACCGCGCCGGGCUCAUUUUCAUGCCCUCAGUUCGCCCCUACGUACUCAAGUACUCCGGAAGAUUGCUGUCGAUCGAGACCUGCUCGAACAUCAGCAAAAAAUUGGACCUCGGGGACUGGUGGCUGCUCUACAUUUUGCAAUCAAACAUGGACUCGCUUGUUUAUCGCGAGUUGCUCGAAGAGCUCACUAAGAAAGUCGGCAGCCAUAUAUCGCAGCCAGUUAAUCAAUAG